Chara braunii is the source of this 1899-nucleotide messenger RNA. The record is from the annotation of a GenBank genome assembly. Lineage: Eukaryota; Viridiplantae; Streptophyta; Charophyceae; Charales; Characeae.
GUUUUUUAACAUCAUAUGUGACGCAGCAUCAUGACUAAGCAUGCAGCACAACCGGUGAAACACUUCAAGACUGUGAAAGCAUAUGGGGCAGCUGAUAAGGGAAACAAGGUGUGGAGAUGCACGUACUGCAACAAGAAUAGAACCGGGACUGCCUCCCGCCUGAGGGAUCAUUUCCUGAAAGGUGCCUGCAAUGUCGCACGUCUGAAAGGGACAAUCAACAAGGAAAAAUUGUUACGGAGGGAGCAGGGAAGAGAUGCCGCCAUUGCAGAGCUUGGAGGUGCACUUACCGGAGCUGGUGCUGAGCUCGAUCUGUCUUCAAGCGAGGAUGAAAUCGACACGGAGGAUGCAGUCACCAUUGUUGCCCUCACGAAGUCCUCGACAACGCACGCCAGGCAAACGAAAAUUGUUGACAGCGCCGCUAUCAUCACUGCGAAUGAGCAAACCCAGCGUGUCCCAAAGGAUGGAGCAACUGCGCAAGGAAUGACCCGUCAGCGGUUGCAUGUUGCAACUCGAUGGGUGGACCGAUCGGCGAGGAAGACCAUUCAUAAAUGUGAUGGUCUCCUUCCCCAAAGGCGUCGUCUUUUGGCGGGCUGUUUGUAUGGAGCGCCGAGAGAAGGGGGCGAAGGCAUACUUCGGCAUUUGUCCACGGCUAUCCGCGAGAUCGGGGAGGAGGCAGUGGUGGGGGUGGUGAUGGACAAUGCAUCGACCUGUGCAGCUGCAGGGCGGAUGGUUGAGGCGGAGUUCAAACACAUUUUCUCAAUGCCGUGCACAGCGCACAGCAUUGACCUGAUGCUCGAGCAGUUUGGGAAGAUCGGGUGGGUGGACGUCAUUCUGAAGAAGUCAGCGGAGGUAGUGAAGUUUUUUAUGAACCACACGAGGGUGCGGGACUUGCUCCUCGUCAAUUCCCAGGGAGCAAUUCUGGCAAGGCCAGGAGCGACUCGGUUCGCCACGAAUUUCAUCAUGCUGGACAGCGUGCAGGACUUGUACCUGCCGCUGCGAACGUGUUUUACGGAUAAUGACUGGAAGGAUAGCAUCGUGCUUCCCGGGCAGCGGCAUUUGUUUGCUGCUGCGACAGAGACCAUCCUCGACAAUGAUUUUUGGGCAGGAGUCGAGAAGGUGCAGAAAACGUCCGAGAAACUACUUCAACUGUUGAAGUUGAGCGACGGAGUUGGACCGACGAUGAGCAAGAUCUAUGGUGGCAUGGACGCGGUUGUGGAGAGCUUACGCAGCGAGGAGUGCUUCACAAAAAUAGAAAAGGAAGAGCUCGAGGAGAUCAUAAUGCGGAGGUGGAACACUAUGACUUCUCUGCUGCAUUGCGCAGCAAUGUUUUGUGAUCCUGAGUUCAGGGACUCGAGAUUGGAAAAGGACCCUGAGGUGAUGGAUGGUUUUUGGACGUGGGUGUACUCCUGGGCAAAACCAACGGAGUACAAGGAGUUGAACGAGGAGGUGAAUUGCUGGAUUAAAGGGACAAGCAAGUUCAGAAGCGAGAGGGCACUUGCAGAGGCGGACAGCGGCCAACCAACCAGAUGGUGGAGAAAGUGGUGCACUGAGUUGCCGAACUUGCUGCGUCAGGCAAUCCGUUUGCUUGGACAGGGGUCUUCUGCAGCGCCAGGCAAUCCGUUUGCUUGGACAGGGGUCGUCUGCUUCCGGUUGUGAGCGGAAUUGGAGUCUUUUCGAAAGGAUUCACUCCAAACCGCGCAACAGCCUUGCCGUCGCACAAUUGAGCACAUUGGUAUACAACAGAUGGAACCAGCAUCUGUUGGACAAGCUUGAGAAGAAGCCGGUUGAAAGGAAGACCCGAAGAAGAAGCCUUGGAGGGAUGGGUUCGGGGGCUUGACAGCAGAGCAAUUGUGCGAGGACGCAAAGAAGAGGAUGCAGGAGUAAAGAUCCAAGCUGCGU